Molecule: messenger RNA, 141 nt
Organism: Histoplasma mississippiense
Lineage: Eukaryota; Fungi; Ascomycota; Eurotiomycetes; Onygenales; Ajellomycetaceae
Exons: 3
Coding region: 1-141 (46 amino acids)
Source: RefSeq, a predicted model, not a curated record
AUGGUGCAUUUCUAUCUAGCGUUUGCAGGGGCUCAUGUACAGGUCUCAAACGGAAAACUUUUCGACCAGGGUAUCAAGAAACAAGUUCCUCCUACAGUAGUAGCACGGUGCGACCCGAUCCAUGUGGCACAAGUGCGCUAA